AUGGGGCGAUGGGCCCGGGGCGGCGCGGGGGGCUCCAGCCCUCCCCGGGCCCCAUGCCCCCCCAACGGCAACGGCCGAUGGCAAAACCCAAAGACGUGGGCCUCGAAAUCGGUGGGGCUCUUCUUCAUGCUGCUCAUCGACCUGACGGCCAUCGUGGGCAACGCCGCCGUCAUGACCGUCAUCGUGAAGACGCCGGCGUUGCGCAAGUUCGUCUUCGUCUUCCACCUCUGCCUGGUGGGACUUCUUGGCCCCCUCACCCUGAUGCCGCUGGAGAUGCUCUCCGGCUCGGCCGUCUUUGACAGCCCGGUUUUUGGCGAGGCCAUGUGCCGCGUUUACCUGUUCCUCAGCGUCUGCUUCAUCAGUAUGUGCAUCCUCUCCAUCUCCACCAUCAACGUGGAGCGUUACUACUACGUGGUGCACCCCAUGCGCUACGAGGUGAGGAUGACGGUGGGGCUGGUGGCCUGCGUCCUCGUCGGCGUCUGGCUCAAAGCCGUGGCCACCUCCCUCGUCCCCGUGCUGGGGCUGGUUGUCCCCCUGACCGCCCCGGCAGUGCCCGCCGGCCGCGGCUGCUCCUUGCAAUGGAGCCGCGGUCCCUACUGCAAGUUCUUUAUGGUCUUCUUCGCCGCCUUCUACUUCCUCCUGCCCCUCCUCAUCAUCGUGGUGGUCUACUGCAGCAUGUUCAAGGUGGCGCGGGUGGCCGCCAUGCACCAUGGCCCCCCUCCCACCUGGAUGGAGACGCCGCGGCGUCGCUCCGAGUCGCUCAGCAGCCGCUCCACCAUGGUCACCACCUCGGGAGCCCCUCGUACCACCCCGCAGAGGACGUUCGGAGGGGGCAAGGCGGCCGCCAUCCUGCUGGCCGUGGGGGGCCAAUUCCUCUUCUGCUGGUUGCCCUACUUCUCCUUCCACCUCUACACCGCCCUGAGCGCCCAGCCCUUGGUGGGGCCGGCGGCCGAGACCGUGGUCACUUGGCUCGGUUACUUCUGCUUUACCUCCAACCCUUUCUUCUACGGGUGCCUCAACCGGCAGAUCCGGGGCGAGCUGGGACGCCUCCUCACUUGUUUCUUCAAGCAGCCGCCCGAGGAGGACCUGCGGCUGCCCAGCCGGGAGGGCUCCAUCGAGGAGAACUUCCUCCAGUUCCUCCAGGGCACCGGUUGUCCCGCCGAGCCCCCGGCCUCGCACCCCCAGCCCCCAAGCGGGGACCAGCCCCCCGUCGAUUUUCGCAUCCCGGGCCAGAUCGACGAGGACACGGCCGAGGGGCCGGAGCGGCGUGGCGGGGACGGGAUCUACGUGCCGGUGGUCGGCUCUCCCAAACCGGAGCUGUAG
Molecule: messenger RNA, 1323 nt
Organism: Gavia stellata (red-throated loon)
Lineage: Eukaryota; Metazoa; Chordata; Aves; Gaviiformes; Gaviidae
Gene: GPR61
Product: G protein-coupled receptor 61
Biological process (GO): G protein-coupled receptor signaling pathway
Cellular component (GO): endosome; plasma membrane; signaling receptor complex
Molecular function (GO): G protein-coupled receptor activity
Source: RefSeq, a predicted model, not a curated record